Molecule: messenger RNA, 519 nt
Organism: Phanerochaete carnosa HHB-10118-sp
Lineage: Eukaryota; Fungi; Basidiomycota; Agaricomycetes; Polyporales; Phanerochaetaceae
Exons: 5
Coding region: 87-482 (131 amino acids)
Biological process (GO): CAAX-box protein processing
Cellular component (GO): endoplasmic reticulum membrane
Molecular function (GO): metalloendopeptidase activity
Source: RefSeq, a predicted model, not a curated record
CAGUACUGCUAGCACUGCGUAACUAUGUGGUCGCCCCCAUCACGGAAGAAGUAGCAUUUAGGGCAUGCAUCCUCGCCGUGUACGGCAUGGCGGGCUCUUCCAGGAACAGGAUGAUCUUUCUGAGUCCGCUCUGGUUCGGGAUUGCUCAUGUACAUCAUGGCUGGGAAGUGUACACGCGCAUCGGACGUACAAGCUUCGCGGCGCAACAAGCAGCGUUCUCAGUCGUCUUUCAGACCGCUUAUACUACGCUGUUCGGCUUUCACUGUGCGUUUCUCUUCCUACGCACGGGAUCGCUUCUGCCGCCCAUAGCGUCUCAUGUCUUCUGUAACAUCAUGGGUCUGCCUGACUUAGGCGAUGCCGUGGCACGUUUCCCUCAUAGAAAACUUCUAAUCAUUACUUCCCACCUGCUGGGUGUCGCUGGCUACAUCUACACUCUAAAGGCGUGGACAUGCGGCAUUGGCAGCCUAUAUUGGCCUGCCUAGUAGACCUUCACUAGCUUUACUACUUCUCUACGUCGCG